Trichomonas vaginalis G3 is the source of this 2451-nucleotide messenger RNA. RefSeq names its product RH04127P family. NCBI's taxonomy places the organism in Eukaryota, Parabasalia, Trichomonadida, Trichomonadidae. Gene Ontology annotation, molecular function: protein binding. The record is from RefSeq and is a predicted model, not a curated record. Bases 1 to 2451 code for a protein of 816 amino acids. The transcript has a single exon.
AUGAAUAACGACGACUAUAUUGCGUUAUCAGAUGUAGUUUAUGAAGAUGAUCCACCAGAGGAAGAAGUUGAAAACUAUGCUGAAUAUCUUGGUAUGAAAUUACCCGAAGAUAAUCCAUUUUUAUGGAUUGCAAAAGAAGCAUUGCAAACAAAGUUACCACCAGAGUGGAAAAUCUAUCAGAAAAAGGACGGUUCAAGUCGGUCAUUCUAUUUCAAUACAAAAACAGGCGAGUCUAUAUGGGAGCAUCCACUAGAUGAAAAAUUUAAGCAAAAGUAUCUUGAUGAGAAGAAGAAAUAUCUCGAAAAGCAAAAAGGAACAUCCAAUACAAGUCAAACAUCUACUCCAAAACAAAAUAGUCCAAAGCCAAAUAAUUCACCUUCGAAAUCUAAAAUUGCAGUAGCAAAUCAAUUAUUUUCAGAUGAUUCAGAUAGUGACUCGAUUCCUCGACUUAGGAAUAAGCAGCCAACUCCAAAAUCAAGUCCUGCAAAAACAAAUAGUCAAUCACAGUCCAAUAUACCUAAACAAACCUAUAAACUAUCAACAUCAGACAUUUCUCCGCAGAAGUCAGCAGAUCAGAUCAAAAUGAAUCAAAAUAAAGAUAUAGAAAACGAAAAUAAUUUACAUCAACAAAAACUAAAAGAAUUACAAGAGCAACAUCAAAGAGAAUUAGAUAAUGAGAAAAAUAAGCUUAGGGAGAAGUUUAAUAACGAUGUUCAACAAGAAAAAAAGUUUUAUAAUGAUGAACUUCAAAAAAUCAAAGAUAAUAACCAAAGAAGUUUAACGGAAGCCCAAAAAAGUAUCUUAGACCAACAAAAGAAUACUUUUGAGAAUCAAAAAAAGUUUUUAGAAGAUUCAAAUAAUCGUGAACUCGAAGAUAUAAAGAAUAAACAUAAAAGAGAGAUAGAUUUCAUUACUAGCAGUUUUGAACAAGAAAAGAAAAUAGCCAAUGAUUCAAAAGCUCUCGAAAUCACAAAUCUCAAAAAAUCUCAUGAAUUUGAGAAAAAUGACCUUAUAAGAAGAAACAAAGAUGAAAUAGAUUCACUGAAGAAAAAGCAUGCACAAGAAAUAGAAGCAAUUACGAAUAAACAUUUUCAAGAUGUCAAAAAACUUCAACAAAAGAAUGAUCAAGCAUUAAAAGAGUUUCAAAAGAGUUCUAAGGUCCAAAUAGAUCAAAUGCAAGUCGAAAGGGAAGCAGAAGCAUAUAGAAAAGCUUUAGAAGCCAAAAAAGAAAAAAUUACGGAAAAUUUCAACCAACAAAUGGAAAAAAUCAAUGCAAAACAAAUGGAGAGAAAGAAAGAACUUGUUGACCAAAUGAAGAAAGAAUUCAUUGAGUUUAAAUCUGCUCAGCAACAAAAGCUUAUUGCAGCUAAAAGAAAGUACACAGAUAGUUCCGAAAUCAUGGAAAUGCAGAACAAUUUCGAGCAGAAAAAGAAAGAGUUCGAAAAUCAGCAAAAAGAAGAAAUCAAUUCAAUCAAUGAAGAACAUCAACGAGAAAUCGAUGACAUGAAGAAGAAACACGCAAAAUUAAUACAGUUAUUAAAUGAUGAAGACGAAGAGAUGAAACAAGAAGCAGCAAAUGCGAAAAAGGAUUAUAUUUCAAGGAAAAAGAAACAAUUAGCAAAAUUGAGUGCUCAAUAUGAAGAUCAAAUCAAUGAAUUGCAUGAAAAAUAUGAAGAACGCAAGUUACAGGAAAAACAAGCUUUCAUGCAAGAAUUAAAGGCCGAUAUUGAGAAAAUUGGUAAAAAUGCACAACUCAAAUUGUCAAAAUUCACAAGUAUUCCUAUUGCUGUUAAACCAACAAGAGAACUUAAGAAUUUUAAGACAAUUAACUAUUUUGUUUUCUCUCAAAAACCGAAUGAUCAACAAAUCUCUGUAAACGAUAUGAGUUUCAAUCCACAGAUGAUGAAUAUGAGCCAACAAAUGCUUGGAGCUAAUCAUUCAAUGUUCAAUCCACAAGUUCCAAGAUUUUCAAUGCUUGAUGAUGGAUAUAGUGAGAAAAUAAAGAAAGGACAUAGCAAAGUCAACAAAUUCGAAGAUCAAUUUAAUACAACAUGUGAUUCUCUUGAAAAUGGAAUUCGUGAUUCAAAUAAUAAAGUUUCACAGCUCACAAACAGUUAUAGAACUUUUAUUCAGGAUCAAAACAAAUCUCUAUCGCAGUUAGCUCUAGAUUUCCAGCAACAAACAACACAAAUUAGCUUGAAUAUGCACUCAACAAUUUUAGAUAUGCAAAAUACAUUAAAUAACGCGUUGGCUACAAUAAAUGCAAGAAAUAGCACUCCACUUCCUGUUUCAUUGCCAUUACAGCCAGAAAGAAAGUCAAUGAGACCUUCUUCACGCAGAAGAAUGAAAAACUACGAAGAAUCAACAAUGUUAACAGAGAUGAGUGAGAGUGAACUUCUCGAUUCAGAUGCUCAAAAAAUGCUGAAAUUAUGGCGAGAAAGUAAGAAUUGA